UCACAUCCAAACCUCACCCUCCAUUUUUCUUUCCAUUCUCCAUUUUCCACAUUGAAAUGGAAAACAACAACAAGAACAACUCCAUUCUCUAAAGCAACAACCAACACACUAUUUGCACUUCCUUUUUCUUAUCUUCUUCACCCUUUUGAUUUGUAGUAAUGGCAGCGGUUACUUCACUAUCUUUCUCAGCGAUUGCUCAAUCGACUGAAAGGAAAUCGUGUGUAUCUUCAUCUCGCGUUAUUGAUACAUGUAGGUUUCGUUCCAAUUUCUCAUUUGAUUCAGUCAAUGUUCGAUCUUCCAAAUCUUCAACCUCUCGUUUUGUUGUUCAUUGCAUGUCCAGUUCAGCCUCAGAUUUGCCAACUGUUGCUGACACUAAAAUGAAUUUCUUGACCGCUUACAAGCGUCCAAUUCCAACUGUCUACAACACAGUGUUACAAGAGCUAAUCGUGCAACAGCAUUUGACAAGGUACAAGAAAUCCUACCAAUAUGAUCCCAUCUUUGCGCUAGGUUUUGUUACUGUAUAUGAUCAACUUAUGGAGGGCUACCCAAGUGACGAGGAUCGUGAUGCCAUCUUCAAAGCAUAUAUAGAGGCACUAAAGGAGGAUCCUAUGCAAUACAGAGCUGAUGCACAAAAAUUAGAAGAAUGGGCUCGUACUCAAAAUGCCAGUACGCUAGUCGACUUUUCAUCCAAAGAUGGAGAAGUUGAAAAUAUUUUCAAAGAUAUUGCACAGAGAGCUGGAACCAAGGACAGUUUCUGCUACAGUCGAUUAUUUGCGGUUGGUCUCUUUCGCCUACUUGAGUUGGCAAAUGUAACCGAUCCUACCAUCUUAGAAAAGCUUUGUGCGGCACUCAAUGUAAAUAAGAAAAGUGUGGACCGGGACCUUGACGUUUAUCGCAAUUUGCUCUCCAAGCUGGUUCAGGCUAAAGAGUUGUUGAAGGAAUACGUGGAAAGGGAGAAGAAAAAGAGAGGAGAAAGGGAAAGUCAGAAGGCCAAUGAGACUGUGAGUAAAUGUUUGGGAGACUACCAAUAUGCUGGGAGGUAAGGCAAAUGUCAUUUUGUCCUCCUGCUUGGACCUCAUUGACUUGUUCGCUUUGAACAGUCCAUGUAUUAUAGAGCUCAGUCUCCAAAACUCAGGCAAGUUAUAUUAGAAAAUCAAAGUUAAGUUGAAUGUUUUUUUACUACAGUAAUUGAGAUAUACAGCAAUGUUCAUUAUUUUCUGGUUAAACAGAUUAGCUGUAUUGUUGCAAUUAUCUCUAAAUUAUUAGAUAAAGCCUCUCAGUAGUGACAAAAAUCAAAGAUUUGCUCUGCUCUCA
Molecule: messenger RNA, 1314 nt
Organism: Lycium barbarum (goji berry)
Lineage: Eukaryota; Viridiplantae; Streptophyta; Magnoliopsida; Solanales; Solanaceae
Product: protein THYLAKOID FORMATION1, chloroplastic
Exons: 5
Coding region: 159-1043 (294 amino acids)
Biological process (GO): photosystem II assembly; thylakoid membrane organization; protein import into chloroplast thylakoid membrane
Cellular component (GO): chloroplast thylakoid
Source: RefSeq, a predicted model, not a curated record